This is a messenger RNA of Trichobilharzia szidati, 628 nucleotides long. Lineage: Eukaryota; Metazoa; Platyhelminthes; Trematoda; Strigeidida; Schistosomatidae. The record is from the annotation of a GenBank genome assembly.
UUCGUAAAAACGAUAUUGGAUAUUGGAUUCAGGGUCAACGAGCGAUGUUCAAGAAUGGCACAAGUUUUAAGGAUUUCCUGUUGUAGACAGAUUCACUGGACGAACCAUAACGCAGCGGGGGGUUUAUUUAGAGCUCGGCGUCGACUACCUCCUAGUAAUAAUGAAUGGGGACCUUUGACAGACAUACCCGAUUAUGUCAUAAUAGGAAAACCAACCCCCCGAUUUACAAGUGUAGGUCAAAAACGACGUGCAAUCAAUCAGUUUAACUUUGCAAAUGAAGUAAUACGGUUAACAUCUGAAAUGAAGCGAACUCAGGAAAAAUACACACAGGAAAAGGAAUUAGAGGAAAAGAUUGAUGAGACUCUGAAGGAGAAAUGCCUUCGACCAAAAGGAACGAAAGGAGUAUAGAGAACAUCUGUUUAAAAUGGAAUGUAAAUAUAUACGAUACGUAGUUACUACCUGUGUAUUUCUAUCUCUUUUGGGGUAAGGAAUCAGAUGACCCUCUGUCCAUUAAGAGGCAAAACAUUAGAAGAAUAUUUUUAGUAGAUUGCGAUAUUUUGUGUGGAGACGUUAACAUUUAUUUGUUUGAUUCUAAAUCACGUAGAGUUGUUCACAUUAUUGUGGGCUG